Messenger RNA from Strongylus vulgaris, 159 nucleotides. The record is from the annotation of a GenBank genome assembly. NCBI's taxonomy places the organism in Eukaryota, Metazoa, Nematoda, Chromadorea, Rhabditida, Strongylidae.
GAAGCGGAAACUGUUGCUCGCACGCCUGAUGUCAUACCUGUCAAGUAUUAUAUUGAAGAGGGAGCGGCGGGAUACUAUGAAGAGCAUAAAUUCCUUGUACAUGCAGCUGUGUAUAUAGAAAUAUGUAACGCCCAACUGAUGCAGAUAGAUGACGAGUGA